Molecule: messenger RNA, 2762 nt
Organism: Mycena citricolor
Lineage: Eukaryota; Fungi; Basidiomycota; Agaricomycetes; Agaricales; Mycenaceae
Source: the annotation of a GenBank genome assembly
GUGAAUCAUCACUUAAACUGACGCCAAUUUUUAGUAUAUAAGUUUUUUCCUACAAAGAGCCCUCUCCAGUACAAGUUAUUCAGGCAAAUGUCGCUCCGCACUAUAUUACUAGCACGGAGACUAAAUCGUCAUUCUUCCCUCUGCUGUGCCGUUCCCGGAAAGUGGAGUGAAAAUGUUGUGAGGGGCCCUAUGAAUCUUUGGAGAAGGUGAAAAUCCCCGAAAAUGUGCGGCUCCAAAGUAAGGCUGAGCGAGCGGAGCAACUGGACCGCAGCCUUCGAUGAUCUCAUUUGCGUGAUUGAUCGAGAUCAUAUCGCGUUGAUCUGACGCCAUCUUGUGCUUUCCGCCGAAGAACCUUGCAGUCGCCGACGACCUGCGCAUGUUCCCCAGCACCUGCCGACACGCGUUUCUGAAAUCUCUGACGCUCGUCUCGCCCUCGUCGUCUUCUGCUUCCGCACUCCGCCGUCUCCCGGCCCUUUCCGCUCGCUUACACCCUGCACCAUGGCCAGGGUCACGGCCCUCGCUCCGAGUCCUGGGGCGCACGUAUCAGAAUAUGGCCCAGCAGCCUGAGGCGAAGGACGACCAGGACGCACCGCCAACAAGACCUCCUCCACCCUCCUCGCCUCCACCUGCUCCACCCUCGACAAACGCCGGCACGGUAUCGACGAAGGAGCAGCGCAAGAUGGACUGGCGGAUAGCGAAGAGCCUGAUCCCGCACGUGUGGCCGAAGCACGACUGGAAGACGCGUGCCACGGUGGUGUUCGGUUUUGGGCUGCUCAUCGCGAGCAAGCUGCUGAACGUGCAGGUGCCGUACAUCUUCAAGGACGUCAUCGACGCGCUGAAUAUGGACCUGGCGUCCACGGCGACCGCGUGGACCAUCGCGGGGACGCUGGUCGUUGGCUACGGCGCGGCGCGGAUAUCGUCGGCUGUCUUCGGCGAACUGCUGAACGCAGUGUUCGCUAACAUCGGGCAGAGCGCCAUCCGCAAGGUGGCGCGCGAGACGUUCCAGCAUCUGCUCUCGCUCGACAUCGGCUUCCAUCUCUCGAGGCAGACAGGUGGGCUCACUCGGGCUAUCGACCGCGGGACGAAAGGUAUCACGUUUUUGCUGCAGGCGAUGCUGUUCCGCAUCGUACCCACCGCGCUCGAGAUCUCGCUUGUGUGCGGCAUCCUUACCUACAAAUUCGGAUGGGACUUUGCCGCUCUCACCGCCAUCACGUUAGCCGGCUACACGUGGUUCACCAUUCGCACUACGUCAUGGAGGACGAAAUUCCGGCGGGAGGCGAACCAAGCUGACAAUAAGGCGGCUUCGUCUGCCGUGGACUCCUUGAUCAACUUCGAGGCUGUCAAGCACUUCAACAAUGAGCCGUACGAGAUAGCGCAAUACGACAAGCACUUGACAGACUACGAAAAAUCGUCUGUCAAGAUCACCACUUCGCUGGCGAUGCUCAACUCGGGCCAGACGGUGAUCUUCUCCGGCGCGCUGACUAUGGCGAUGUUCAUGGCUGCUCAGGGAGUGGUAAAAGGAACCAUGAGUGUGGGCGAUCUGGUGAUGAUCAACCAACUGAUUUUCCAACUUUCGCUCCCGCUCAACUUUUUGGGCACGAUUUAUCGGGAAAUGAGGCAGAAUUUGUUGGAUAUGGAAGUCUUGUUCAAGAUUCGGGAUGAGAAUCCCCCGCGUCUGGACCCGCCGAACGCCCUUCCUUUGUCUCUUCAGGCAGGAACCAUUCGGUUUGAGAAUGUGACCUUUGGAUAUACAGCCGAACGACCCAUUCUUAAUAAUCUCUCCUUCACGGUUCCUGGCGGGCAGAAAGUCGCUAUCGUAGGGCCUUCCGGGUGUGGAAAAUCCACCGUCCUCCGGCUGCUGUACCGCUUCUACGAACCGUCGGAAGGGCAGAUCUACAUCGACGACCAGGAGAUACGCAAUACCCAACUCGACAGCGUGCGGCGCGCGAUCGGGGUCGUGCCGCAGGACACACCGCUGUUCCAUUCCGACAUCCUGCACAAUAUCCGCUACGGCCGGCUGUCGGCAAGCGACGAGGAGGUGUUCGAGGCUGCGAAGAAGGCGAAUGUGCAUGACGCGGUGAUGCGCUUGCCCGCGGGCUACCGCACGCAGGUGGGUGAGCGGGGUUUGAUGAUCAGUGGCGGCGAGAAACAGCGGUUGGCGCUCGCGCGUGUGUUGUUGAAAGAUCCGCCGAUAUUGUUCUUCGAUGAGGCGACCUCAGCCCUGGACGCUACGACGGAAACGGAGGUGAUGCGGAAUAUCAACAAUAUCUUGAAGGAUCGAUCCAGGACGAGCAUAUUCAUCGCUCACCGAUUACGAACUAUCGUUGAAGCGGAUCUGAUCAUUGUGCUGCGGGACGGGCAGGUUGCGGAGCAGGGCAGCCACGAGCAGCUGUUGCAGCAGGGCUGCUUGUAUGCCAGAAUGUGGCAGGAGCAGGCUCUUGCGGACAGGGUGUCGGAGAUCGAGGCGUGAUUUCGGCGGUCAUGCCAUAAUCAAUCAGUUCAACUACUUGGAUGAAGGGAGCGAAAUAACAAUAGAUGUGGAGACUGCGGUAUCCCGAAGUGGAACUCGGCCACCGCGCUAUUUUGAUGAUGUCCUGCGGCUAAGCUUUGGAACAUGCAGGACUUUUGUCUAGCUAAGCUGAAGAGCGCAUCACCAGAUAUUUAGCCUGAGUCGGGUAACACUUCCGAAUCUGACUGGUUUCUGGGGCAUGAGACCAGCAUUCAAGCUAGUCCCUCGUAUCAAUAUAAAAGCACUACUAGCC